Molecule: messenger RNA, 3107 nt
Organism: Poeciliopsis prolifica (blackstripe livebearer)
Lineage: Eukaryota; Metazoa; Chordata; Actinopteri; Cyprinodontiformes; Poeciliidae
Product: disks large homolog 4-like
Biological process (GO): AMPA glutamate receptor clustering; postsynaptic neurotransmitter receptor diffusion trapping; chemical synaptic transmission
Cellular component (GO): neuromuscular junction; neuron projection; postsynaptic density membrane
Molecular function (GO): kinase binding
Source: RefSeq, a predicted model, not a curated record
UCAGUCUGUGCCUCACGGCAUCAGGGACUUUCCAUGACCAGAUCACUGUACAGGAAGUCAGACUAUGAAGACGAAGCAUAAGGAGAACUACUUCCUGUUCAGAGUCUGCAGAACCAGGAAACUCUGAGAUGAAAAGAAAAACUAUUAUUUUAUCCAAAACUUUAUUCUGUAUAUUAUUCUGCAGCUCAGGAAGUUUCAACUUUCAGAGCUUCAAGACAGUCCAGACUGCACUGCUGCUGUUUGGCCACCAGAGGGCGAUGCUGCAGCAGCAGGAGGAAGAUGAUGGAGGUCAGAGAGGAAGAUGAUGGAGGUCAGUGAGGAAGAUGAUGGUCAGUGACUGAUCAGGUAAACCUUCAGGUGAAGCUCAUGGUUCUGAUUCUAGUUCUGGUUCUGAUUGGCUGUUGAACAGGAUGAAUGAAUCUGAUUGGAUGUCAGUGGGUGGGCGGGGCCUCUGCUUGUGCGGCAGCAGCUGUGAAUCAGGACUCCAUUACCCAGCAUGCAGCGGGGCAGCCAGUAAAAUCCCUAAAGAGGAUUUGAGUGGAUCAGAGGAAACAUGCCGCUGAAGAAGGAAGAUACGGAGCGCGCUCUGCAGGUCAUGGAGGCCUGCCAGACACAGGCUGCUGACGGGGUCAAAGGUCGAGCUGAGAGGCUGCUCAGCAUCUUCCAGAGUGACUUGUUCCAGGCUCUGCUAGACAUCCAGGAGUUCUAUGAGCUGACGGUGUGUGAGAGCCAGACGUCCAGCCGGCCACACACACCUGCACAGAAGUACCGUUACCAUGACGACAAGACGCCGCCUGUGGACCCCAGUCCGGGUCACAUGACCCACAGCGCUGAGCCGAGCCACGCCCACCUGGACGGAUACACACACCCUGCUGCUCUCACUAUGAACGGAUCAGAAGGAGAGCUGGAGUAUGAAGAGAUCACUCUGGAGAGGGGGAACUCUGGACUGGGCUUCAGCAUCGCGGGCGGAACCGACAACCCGCACAUCGGAGACGACCCGUCCAUCUUCAUCACCAAGAUCAUCGCAGGAGGAGCCGCCGCCCAAGAUGGCCGCCUCAGGGUGAACGACAGCAUCGUGUUCGUGAACGACGUGGACGUCCGGGAAGUCUCUCACUCAUUGGCUGUGGAGGCGCUGAAGGAGGCGGGGCCUGUGGUCCGACUCUACGUGCUGCGGCGCCGACCGCCCAGCGAACGCAUCGCUCAGGUCAAGCUGCUGAAGGGACCCAAAGGUCUGGGCUUCAGCAUCGCGGGCGGCGUGGGGAACCAGCACGUUCCUGGAGACAACAGCAUCUACGUCACUAAGAUCAUCGAUGGCGGCGCGGCGCAUCGGGACGGCCGGCUGCAGAUCGGGGAUAAGAUCCUGGCUGUGAACCACAUGUCUCUGGAGGACGUCCUGCAUGAGGACGCCGUGGCGGCGCUGAAGAACACCGGGGAUGUGGUGUACCUGAAGGUGGCCACGCCCACCGCCCCGUUCGGCCAGCAGGGGGAGCGCUACAGCCCGCCGGACCUCACCAGCGCCUACAUGGAUCCAGACUACCUCUGCGAUUACCCAGCAGCCCUGGCGCCGCCGUCGCCCCGGCGAUACUCGCCGCUGCCCCGCGGCAUCAUGGGAGAAGAGGAAUACUCCAGGGAGCCGCGGCGCGUCGGCAUCCAGCGGGGGGCCACCGGGCUGGGCUUCAACAUCGUGGGGGGGGAAGAUGGAGAAGGAAUCUUCAUCUCCUUCAUCCUGGCAGGAGGACCAGCUGACCUGAGCGGCGAGCUGAGGAAGGGAGACCAGAUCCUGAGCGUGAACGGGGUGGACCUGCGGUUCGCCACACAUGAACAGGCAGCAGCAGCUCUGAAGAACGCCGGUCAGACGGUGACCAUCGUAGCUCAGUACAGACCAGAGGAGUACAGCCGCUUUGAGGCCAAGAUCCACGACCUGAGAGAGCAAAUGAUGAACAGCUCAUCAGGCAGCCUGAGAGCCAAUCGCAGCUUCUAUGUCAGAGCCCUGUUUGACUACGACAAGCAGUGGGACUGCGGCGUUCUGUCUCAGGCUCUGGACUUUAACUUCGAGGUUCUGCAUGUGAUGGACAGCGCUGACGAUGAGUGGUGGCAGGCAAGAAGGCUCAACCAGCAGGGGGAGCUAGAGGAGCUGGGAUACAUCCCCUCCAAGCACAGGGUGGAGAGGAAGGAGUGGUCCCGCAUGAAGAGUAAAGGGAGAGACGGUUUCAUCCACAGCUAUGAACUCGUCACUCAGAUUGAAGUGGACUACGCCCGUCCCGUCAUCAUCCUGGGUCCAACCAAAGACCGGGUCAACGACGACCUGCUGUCUGAGUAUCCGGACAAGUUCGGCUCCUGCGUUCCCCACACCACCCGUCCCCGCAGGGACUACGAGAUGGACGGGCGGGACUACCACUUUGUGUCGUCACGGGAACAGAUGGAGCGGGACAUCCAGUCUCACCGCUUCAUCGAGGCGGGACAAUACAACAACCACCUGUACGGGACAUCGGUGCAGAGCGUCAGGCAGGUGGCUGAGCAGGGGAAGCAUUGCAUCCUGGAUGUUUCAGCCAACGCUGUGAGGCGUCUGCAGGCGGCUCACCUGCAUCCCAUCGCCAUCUUCAUCCGGCCGCGCUCCCUGGAGAACAUCCUGGACCUGAACAAGCGUCUCUCGGAGGACCAGGCCAGGAAAGCUCUGGACCGAGCCGUCAAGCUGGAGCAGGACUUCCUGGAGUGUUUCACAGCCGUUGCCCAGGGCGACAGCUUCGAUGAGGUGUACCUGCAGGUGAAGCUGGUCAUCGAGGAGCAGAGUGGACCGUACAUCUGGGUUCCUGCCCGGGACAGACUCUGAUUGGCUGUCUCCAUGGCAACCACCCUCACCUGCUCCAGCUGAUGUGGGCGGAGCCUCAGGAGAGACUGCUGUAACCAUGGCGACCACGUCCUGUCCAGAGACAAAUAAUCCUGAGAGAAUCAGAGACUCUAGAACCAGAACCAGAACCAGAACACAGUAUUUAUAGAAACAUUUAUUUAUAUUAUUUAUUAAGACUUUCUGUGACGUGGCAGUGGAGUGUGUGUGUGUGUGUGUGUGUGUGUUAGACUGUGUGUGUGUGUGUGUUAGACUGUGUGUG